AUGAUGAUGCUGCUGCUGCUGAAAGGAGAGUAAUGACGGUGUAACCCCAGCUCUUGGGCUGGAAAGCGGCCGAUCAAUCAUCAUUGGCACUUUGGUGGGCUCCUGAUCCUGCCGCUUCCCGGCGACUAGCUUCCUGCAUCAUGCUUCCCAAGACACCUUCAUACGUUGAGAAGUGAUGAACCUACUCUUACCUUUGGGCGAUCGAAAUCAUCCUUGAAGCCAAGUGCAGUGUCCAUGGCCAGGAGGAGCCGGUACGCCCCGGAUGGGCCAACGGGGCCGUGGCCACAACACCACUUUAUUUAUCGUAAGGAAGGGUCAUGAUUUGAUUCUCGUUGACGGGGCGCGGCCCAAAUUUUCUUUCUCUCUUCCUCUCCAUAUUCAGCCGGGGACGCUCAUUCAGUCAGCCUGCCAGAAUUCACGGGACAGCUCCACUGAGGCUUCCGUGCAAUCAGACGGCAGCUCCACCGUUAGUGGGACUUGGCGAUUGGGUGGUAUGGGAGGUGAAAUCAAAGAAAGUGGUGCUUCGACGAUUCUAGCCUCCCGGAGAGCAACUAAAGCAAACUGGCCAGAUAAGUCAAGUUACUUUCUUUUCCCAGCCACACUGUUACAGCACGAUUCUUCUGGCCCAUGCCCGCCAGAAAAUGGGGUUUCCGCUGUUCUUUUCCUGUUCGAGAAAAGCAUAAGAAUGUCCUCGUGCACCCACUCCCAUGUGAAGUUUGAAUCGGACGGCACAGAAGGGCCUCCCGUUAUGGUUGUCUCGGAAUAUAUGUUUAAAAGGGGGACCGGCCGAUGCUGUGUCCGCAGCAGCAGCACCACCACCAGCACCAACAAUGGGAAGGUUUACCACUUCCUCGACGUGCAGGAGCUAAAGAAUACUAAGAUUACUGAGUGGAUAGCUGUGGAAAAGGUCGUCGUAAUCCAAGCUCUCCCUCUUUCGGACAAGUUCGCAAACGCUGAGUUGCUGCGCCGCCCAGUCGCAAAUCUCACCCUCCAGGAGGCCAUGUGUGUGGCAUGCUCACCACCUUAGCUGCCUUUAGCGUCGGGUUGGUGGAGUCCUUGGGCUGAACGCAAGCAACGGUGUCAGACCUCCUCCUCCCCUGUCAUUGGCAUUGCUCGUUGUGAUCGAUGCAGGGUGCUAAAGUCCGCGUUCGCACUAUGUGGUAGUUCCGUGACCCCCCGGUCGCUCUCCUGGUCUCCGCCUUCUCGCUCUUCAUUUCGUGCUUCUUUCCUGUCUCACUUUACUGCUAUGUCGGCUUGCCUUUUCUGAUUCUAGUCUUCAUUUCCAACCAUAUGCCCCUCUUUUGCUACUCUCCUGAUGACAGGAGUUGUUUCUUCU
Molecule: messenger RNA, 1336 nt
Organism: Aspergillus piperis CBS 112811
Lineage: Eukaryota; Fungi; Ascomycota; Eurotiomycetes; Eurotiales; Aspergillaceae
Exons: 3
Coding region: 263-1027 (254 amino acids)
Source: RefSeq, a predicted model, not a curated record